Molecule: messenger RNA, 7080 nt
Organism: Protopterus annectens (West African lungfish)
Lineage: Eukaryota; Metazoa; Chordata; Ceratodontiformes; Protopteridae
Gene: BTAF1
Product: B-TFIID TATA-box binding protein associated factor 1
Exons: 41
Coding region: 1-5457 (1818 amino acids)
Molecular function (GO): ATP binding; DNA binding; ATP hydrolysis activity
Source: RefSeq, a predicted model, not a curated record
AUGGCGAAAAGCACAGAAGUGCUAACUUAUUUAAGGAGUCCAAACUGGGAUACUCGUAUUGCAGCAGGGCAAGCCAUAGAAGCGAUCGUAAGGAAUGUACCAGAAUGGAAUCCUUCUCCCAGACUAAAAGAAGAGCCUGGCUCAGAGACUACUUCAGAGGAUUUAUUUGCUAUGGAUCGUUUGAGUUUUGACAGAUUCGAUAUUGCUCAGCUGUUGAGGCAUGGAGCAUCUCUUCUUGGCUCUGCAGGUGCAGAGUUUGAACUGCAGGAUGAGAAAUUAGGUGAAACAGAUUCUAAAGAGCGAAUUGCACGUCAGAGGAAACUGUUGCAGAAAAAACUUGGUCUGGACAUGGGAGCUGCUAUUGGAAUGAACACUGAUGAUCUGUUCAAUGAUGAAGAUUUGGAGUAUACGCCAUCCUUAAUUCCAACAGCUACCAGACAACCUGUAGGUAGAUCUGCAGGCUGUUUGAGUGCAAGGAAUCAUACAGUGGUUCAGGUCUUGGAGCUUCUUGAAUACAACUUCCCAGAUGGCUUGCCUCACGCUAGAAAAGAUAAGGCCAAGAGGCAGGCCAGGCUGAGGGCUUCUCAGAAGUCCAGGGAUGGAGAGAAGGCCUGUACUAAAGAUAAUGACAGCACUGAUUGUGAACCAGAGGAGAAGAGGAGAAAAAUGACAAAUGUUGUAAUUGAUCAGCCUGCAAGUGAGACUAAAGUCUUAAUAGAUAAUAUUCCAGAUUGUUCUUCAUUUGAUGAGGUAAAUGAAUGGCCAUUUGAGAGCUUCUGUGAAGAGCUUUGCAAUGAUCUUUUUAACCCAGCAUGGGAGGUGCGACAUGGUGCUGGCACUGGGUUGCGAGAGAUACUUAAAGUUCACGGAAGAAGUGGAGGAAAAAUGGCAGACUGCACUUUAGAUGAGCUGGAACAGCAGCAUCAAGAGUGGUUAGAAGAUCUUGUCAUCAGAUUGCUUUGUGUAUUUGCUCUGGACAGAUUUGGAGAUUUUAUUUCUGAUGAAGUUGUGGCACCAGUUCGUGAGACCUGUGCUCAAACAUUGGGUGUUGUACUGAAAUAUAUGAAUGAGACUGGAGUCCAUAAUACUGUUGAUGUUCUUCUGAAGCUUCUGACCCAAGACCAGUGGGAAGUGAGACAUGGUGGGCUUUUGGGAAUUAAGUAUGCACUGGCAGUUCGACAUGAUAUGAUUCAGACGUUACUACCUGAAGUGUUGCCUGCUGUUGUUGAAGGAUUGCAAGACCUAGAUGAUGAUGUACGAGCUGUUGCUGCAGCCGCUCUGGUACCAGUGGUUGAUAGCCUUGUGGGCCUCCAGGCUGUUCAGGUGCCAUUCAUUGUUGAUACACUGUGGAGUGCUCUCUUGGAGCUGGAUGACCUUACUGCAUCCACUAACAGCAUAAUGACCCUUUUGUCUUCCCUUCUGGCCUACCUUCCUGUUCGACAGUACAGCAUUCAGCAGUCACUAACAGUGUUGGUCCCACGUGUUUGGCCAUUUCUUCAUCAUACAAUCUCAUCUGUAAGGAAAGCAGCAUUGGAAACUUUGUUUACUCUCUUAUCCACACAGGAGCAAAGUUCUGCUACAUGGCUUACUCCGAUUCUUCAAGAAAUGUUACGACACAUAUUUCAAGCUUGCAUUUUAGAAAGCAACCAAGACAUUUUGGACCUUAUUCAAAAGGUAUGGCAAGAAUUACUAGACAAGGCUCCAGUGCAGUACAUUGUUGCAGCUGCUUGUCCUUGGAUGGGAGCUUGGCUAUGUCUUAUGAUGCAGCCGUCACACUUGCCCAUUGAUUUAAACAUGUUGCUGGAAGUAAAAUCCAGAUCAAAGGAAAAAUUUCAUGGCAAACAGCGGCAAGGGCAGUCUCAAACAAAGGAAAUCAUACAGGAGUUCAUUGGUGGUGCAGAUAGUAUCACAGAUGAUCCAGCAACCAGAGAUUAUGUAGUCAUUCGAGCUCGUAUGAUGGCUGCUAGAUUAUUAGGAGCACUUUGUUGUUGCAUUUGUGAUGUCAGUGUUAACGACACUCAAGACAUAAAACCAGCUGAAUCACUAGCACAGCUACUGCUUUUCCAUUUAAACUCCAAGUCUGCCCUACAGAGGAUGGCUGUUGCAUUAGUGGUUUGUGAGUGGGCAGCACAGAAUAAGGAAUGUAAAUUGGUGUCUUCUGCAGUACAGCCACGGCUACUUUCCAUUCUUUCAGAGCAUUUGUAUUACGAUGAAAUAGCAAUUCCAUUCACAAGAAUGCAGAAUGAGUGUAAGCAGUUCAUUACAUUAUUAAAAGAUGCACAAAUUGACCUCCAGAACAGAAUUAACUGCAGCGUGUUUACAAUUGAUCAAGCUCUUGAACUGGUUACUGUUGUUUACAGUGAAGCUACAUCAACAAGCAACCUGAGUUCAAAGGUUCUCCAACAGCUGGAAAGUAAAAGACAGCAAGUGCAGAUGACUGUCACAGAAACUAAUCAAGAGUGGCAGGUCCUCCAUCUUAGAGUACACACAUUUGCUGCCUGUGCCAUAGUAAAUCUGCAGUUUCUUCCAGAAAAACUAAAUCCAGUUAUAAAACCUUUAAUGGAUGCUGCUAAAAGAGAGGAGAAUACAUUGCUGCAAAACUACGUUGCUUCAUGCAUAGCCAAGUUACUUCAACAGUGUACCUCAAGAAAUCCGUGUCCUAAUUCCAAAAUUGUUAAAAAUCUUUGUACCUCACUUUGUGUGGAUCAGCAGCUCACUCCUUUGGCAGCAUGUCCUGUACCAUCUGGAAAUGUUCAAGAAAACAGCAAAGGAGGACCAAACUCCGAUAAAGAUGGAGUACACCACACUGUUAGUAAAACUAGAGGAAUAAUAACGUUGUACAGGCACCAACAAGCUGCAUUUGCUAUCACUAGUAGGAGAGGUCCCACACCUAAAGCAUCCAAAAACCAGUCUGCAGAUCUUGCUUCGUGUAAUCUCUCAUCCGAUCCAGAUGAGUCUCAGAAACCAUUCAUAGUUCAGAGGAGAGGGUCUGAGUUCGCACUAACAACAAUAGUGAGAUAUUUUGGAUCGAAAAUGGCUUUGGAAUUACCGUACCUCUGGGAAGCCAUGGUGGGCCCUUUAAAGAACAACAACAUUCAGAAUUUUGACAGACAUUUACUGCUGGAAAAGGGAGAUGGCCCUGCGCAAGACUUGGUGUAUGCACUGCAGGUACUGGAAGUUGCAGCCUGCUCACUGGAUUCUCAUCUUCAUCCAAUGUUAUUAGCACAUUUACCUCAUCUGUGUACCUGCCUUCAGCAUCCAUACACUGCAGUGCGACAUAUGGCUGCACGUUGUCUGGGAGCCGUAAGUAAAAUAGCUACCAUGGAAACUAUGAAUAUCUUUCUAGAGAAGGUUCUUCCGUGGCUGGGAGCAAUUGAUGAUAACAACAAGCAAGAAGGAGCAAUUGAAGCACUUGCAUGUGUUAUGGAGCAACUUGAUGUUGGUAUUGUACCCUAUAUUGUCCUCUUGGUGGUACCGGUCCUAGGAAGGAUGAGUGAUCAAACGGAUAGUGUAAGGUUUAUGGCAACUCAGUGCUUUGCUACAUUAAUUAGGUUAAUGCCACUUGAGGCUGGCAUUUCUGAUCCACCACAUAUGUCAGAGGAACUAAUUAAACAGAAGGCAAGGGAACGGUAUUUCCUGGAGCAGCUUCUGGAUGGAACAAAAUUAGAAAAUUAUAAAAUCCCUGUGCCAAUCAAAGCAGAACUUCGAAAAUAUCAACAGGAUGGGGUAAACUGGCUGGCAUUCCUCAACAAAUACAAGCUUCAUGGAAUUCUUUGUGAUGAUAUGGGUUUGGGAAAGACUUUGCAGUCCAUCUGCAUUCUUGCAGGAGACCAUUACUUGAGGGCACUUGAGUAUGUGAAAGCAAAGGCAGCGGAUUGUGCACCUCUUCCUUCCUUGGUUGUAUGCCCUCCAACAUUAACAGGACAUUGGGUUGAUGAAGUGGGAAAAUUCUGCACCAGAGAAUAUCUUAAUCCUUUGCAUUAUACUGGGCCUCCCACAGAAAGAGUAAGGCUGCAGCACCAAGUGAAAAAGUACAAUCUUAUAGUGGCUUCCUAUGAUGUUGUACGAAACGAUAUAGAUUUUUUUAAAAAUAUUAAAUUUAACUACUGUAUACUUGAUGAAGGCCAUGUUAUAAAGAAUGGAAAAACUAAAUUGUCAAAAGCCGUAAAACAGUUAACUGCCAACUAUCGAAUUAUUCUUUCGGGAACACCAAUUCAGAAUAAUGUCUUGGAAUUGUGGUCCUUGUUUGAUUUUUUGAUGCCAGGAUUUUUGGGAACUGAACGUCAGUUUGCAGCACGGUAUGGGAAGCCCAUAUUAGCUAGCAGAGAUGCAAGAAGCUCUUCCCGAGAUCAGGAAGCCGGAGUUCUUGCAAUGGAAGCACUUCAUCGCCAAGUUUUACCUUUCCUGCUGCGAAGAAUGAAAGAAGAUGUACUACAGGAUCUCCCACCCAAAAUUAUUCAAGAUUAUUAUUGCAGUCUUAGUAUACUACAGAUACAACUUUAUGAAGACUUCGCUAAAUCACGAGCCAAGUGUGAUGUUGAUGAAACAUUGUCUAGUUGUGCAACUGAGGAAAAUGAAAAGCCAAAGUUAAAGGCAACAGGGCAUGUUUUCCAGGCUUUACAGUACUUAAGAAAAUUAUGCAACCAUCCUGCACUCGUAUUAACAGUACAGCAUCCUGAGUACCGACGAAUAGUGGAGCACCUUGCGGCUCACAAUUCUUCCCUUCAUGACAUCCAGCAUGCUCCAAAACUUUCUGCCUUAAAACAAUUGCUGCUGGACUGUGGUUUAGGAAGCGGUGUAACGACAGAUGGAGGUACUGAGGCAGUUGUUGCACAACACAGAGUUCUCAUUUUCUGCCAGCUAAAAAGUAUGUUGGAUAUUGUGGAACAUGAUCUUCUUAAGCCUCACUUACCCACUGUGACCUAUUUAAGGUUAGAUGGCAGCGUGCCAGCUGGUCAGAGACAUUCCAUUGUAUCUAGGUUUAAUAAUGAUCCGUCUAUAGAUGUUCUUCUGCUUACCACACAUGUCGGUGGACUUGGACUUAACCUAACAGGUGCAGAUACUGUAGUGUUUGUAGAACAUGACUGGAACCCAAUGAGGGAUCUGCAAGCUAUGGAUCGAGCUCAUCGUAUUGGACAGAAACGCGUUGUUAAUGUUUAUCGACUUAUAACAAGAGGCACUUUGGAGGAAAAAAUUAUGGGUCUUCAGAAAUUCAAAAUGAAUAUUGCUAAUACAGUUAUCAGUCAAGAUAAUGCCAGCUUACAGAGCAUGGGAACCGAUCAACUUCUUGAUCUUUUCACUCUUGACAAGGGCAACAAGAUGGAAAAGGCUGAUGUUUCUUCCUCUCCAGCAAAAGCAUCAAUGAAGUCAGUCCUUGAAAAUCUUGGAGAGCUUUGGGAGCAGGAGCAAUAUGACACGGAAUAUAACCUCGACAGUUUUAUGGAUUCACUAAAGUGAAAUAUGUAUACCUGCCUGGUACAAAUGAAGACAUUUCACUUUGCUGAUAUUCAGCACAUUUCAGAUGCAUAUACUGAACUUAGCUCAAUAUGUAUUGUAAAUAGACCUGUUUACUAAAAGGUCAGGAAGAAAUUUGACACUUGAAUAGUUAUGUAUAUUUCAGCUUUAUUAAAAAAACUUGUUGCAGAAAGAUUACAUUUUGUAGCCUAGACGAUGUUUAGGAAAAUAAAAUGUUCAUAUUUGAAGAACAUUGCACAAGGCUGUUCUGCUGUGUAGGUUUCCAUGACAAUAUAUACACAUCAGAAAACCAAAGUGGAAGAGUCUACGUGACAUCAAAUCAUCUGAGGAGGUAGAUCCUGCAUUAUUUUGCACUUCCAUACAUAUUACUGUGUGGUGUUUUAUAUGAUGAAAAAUGGAAAGAACAAGAGUUGUUGUUGUUACGGUUAUUCCCUGUAUGUAGCUGAUUUGUGACACUCUGUGACAAAUAGUAAUCUGUUAAGUGACACCAUUGUGGAGACCUGCAUUUAUAACGUGCCUGCUCCAAGCAUCGGGCAUUGUUCCUGCUGCUGAACAGUGAUGAUAUCUGCAUAGAACAUCAUUGCACAGUACUCCACUAUUUUCAUAUGUUAUAAAAGGAAUUUUGCACAUGAGAAAAUGUUUGUUUUUAAAUGAGGUUUUUGUUAACCUUACAGUAUGGGCAAGAAGACAUCAAGGCUGCAGUGUACAGUAACUCUGAAAACGGAGUGGGGGGAAUUGCAAAAUAGGUCAGCCUCUAACUGAAUUAAUUCCUGAAGUACUCUGCUAUGUGCAUAACUAUAACAAAUGCAGUGAUUUAAACAUUGUUUUUACAUAGUUGUGUUUUAAAUAACUUUUUCUGCUUAAACAGCCAGAAAAAAAGUUUUUCUUAUUAAGUUAAUAUGGCUAUUAAAAUGGAGCAGAUAUUAUAGUAAAAAGGUUGCAACCAUUUCUUAUGCCCUCUUCAGAAGGGUUUACUCCAUUUUCUUUAUUUUAUACAUCUAGAACAGUGUAGCUCAGAAGAUAAAAUAUUCUGCUUAGAUAUAAACCUGUCAAAUAUUUUAUUAAAUAUAAACCGUAAAUUUAAGUUCAGUGAUCAGGCUUUUAGUGUUAUCAUGACUGUUUCACAAGAGUAGCUGUUUUGGAACUACUGUUUCAAUGAGGGGGUGUGGGGACUGAUCUGUAGGCUACAGAUGAGUUAUGUUAACUGUCUUAAUCAUUGGGGGAGCAGUAUGUCAACAGGAUCCCCAGCAGGUACUUGUAUUUACUUCCAACACAGGAAGAGACCAGGCCAGAAUCGUGCUUCAGCAGCUCAUUACCUAAUGUAUGGAAGCUUUGAGACAAGUUAAAGUAACUGGUAAGAAAUAUGUACAUAAGUAUUUAUUUUAUGAAGUUUUAAGAAAGAAAAUAGCCUGCAUAUUAUCUGUCUGAAGCAGCUGCCAGUGAAUUAAUGCAGGUGAUAUCUGUACUUUUCCUAAUAGUAAAAAUUUAUAACUUUUUUAUACAGUGUUGAACAAAUUCUCAGCAUUUCUGUCUUGGCAAAUUGACUGUUGAAAAACUGCACUCAUCUGCAUUCCGUUAACCUAAUAAAAGGGAACGUAGAAGUGA